Molecule: messenger RNA, 3120 nt
Organism: Megalobrama amblycephala (Wuchang bream)
Lineage: Eukaryota; Metazoa; Chordata; Actinopteri; Cypriniformes; Xenocyprididae
Gene: kif9
Product: kinesin family member 9
Exons: 21
Coding region: 360-2720 (786 amino acids)
Biological process (GO): microtubule-based movement
Molecular function (GO): microtubule binding; ATP binding; microtubule motor activity
Source: RefSeq, a predicted model, not a curated record
GUGCACCUCACUUCCAUUUUCUUUUCCCUUGUCUUCAUUUUCCCUGAUAUCUCUCUGUUUCUCCCGGUUCUCCCGAUGGCCAGUCCGGGCCUGGUGAGUCCAGUGGGUGCGAGUUUGUUUAUAGAAUGUGGUUAUUCAGCCUACUCCCGCAAAGUGUGUGAAUGUAGCCGUGUUAGGACUCAAAUAAAGGACUGACAAAAGUAUUCUGCUGCUGUGUGAUAGUGAUAAUUGUUUGUUAUUUGAAGUGCUGCGCAGCGCAGAGUGCGCAGCUCGAGGCGUUGUCAUGACAACGGCAUCAACACUAACUGUAUCCAACAACAGCUAAGCUAAGAGAUUAUGUGUUGUGCUAGACAGGAAUCAUGAGUUUGCAGGGCUCUCCAGUAAAAGUGUACAUUCGCAUUCGACCCACAGCCAAUUUUGCGCAUGAGCUUAUUGAAUGCCUACCUGACCAGCAGACUUUGAGAGUACGGUGGUCACGGAGAGACUCCAAGAAAGGAAAGAGGAACAAUCAUCUGAGCUCAUGGUUAUUUCAGCUGAAUGGAGUGCUUCACAAUGUGUCACAAGAGGACGUCUAUGAUCAUGUAGCCCGGAGUGUAGUACUGGGAGUCUUUGGGGGCUACAAUGGUACAAUAAUGUGCUUUGGGCAAACUGGAGCAGGGAAAACAUACACUAUGACAGGUGCUGCAGAGACUUACAAACAGAGAGGCAUCAUUCCUCGAGCCCUACAGGAGGUUUUCCAGGAGGUGGAGCAUCAUGUAGAUCAUACAUUCUCUGUUCACCUUUCCUUCCUGGAAAUCUAUAAUGAGACAAUGGUAGACUUGCUCUCCAGCCUAAAGCAGGGAAAAGGUUCACAUAGUGGGAUCUUAACUGUGGUAGAAGAACCAGGAGGUGGAGUCUCAGUUAAAGGAUUGUCUUUACAUCUGGUUCACAAUGAAGAGGAAGCUCUUAACCUGCUUUUUGAGGGGGAGAUGAACAGAAUAAUUGGAGAACAUGCCCUUAAUAAACAUUCCUCCAGGUCUCACUGCAUAUUUACCAUCCACAUUGAGUCUCGCUCUCGCACGCUGUCAGACGCAAAAUACAUCACCUCUAAACUGAACCUGGUGGACCUGGCAGGAUCUGAAAGACUUAGCAAAACUGGGUCAGAGGGUCAAGUCCAAACGGAGGCAAUGUAUAUCAACAAGUCCCUUUCUUUCCUGGAGCAGGUCAUCUUGGCUCUAGCCGACAGUCGUAGGGAACAUGUUCCCUUCAGACAGAGCAAACUUACCCAUGCUCUCAAAGACUCACUUGGAGGAAACUGUAACACAGUGCUUGUGGCAAACAUAUAUGGUGAAGGGGCACAAAUUGAAGAGACGCUUUCAACUCUUCGCUUUGCCACCAGAAUGAAAUGUGUGAAGACAAAGCCAUUAAUCAAUGAACAUGUCGACCCAGUGCUCCAGGUGCAAAGACUAGAGAAAGAAAUCCAGUUUCUUAAGGAGGAGCUGUCUAUGUGUAACAAACUGACUAAUAGGGUUGGAGUUUCUAAUGAGAUCCUGUCAGAGACACAGGUGGAGGAAGUAAGGAGUCAGGUGCAGAAAUACCUGUCGGGAUCACUGGCUGAGAUUCCGAUUGUAAGCAUUGCACAAAUCCAAGAGGUGUUUGCUCAGUUCAAAAAAGUGGUGCUGGAGCAGCAAACGAAAUUGCGAGAGCAGCUCUGUCCGAGAAAUGCUCGCGUAGAGAAAGCCAUGAACACAACACCUUCUACUGUUGCGGAGGUGCAGGGGUCUGUAUGUGCUGUUGGCGAGGUGGACAGUUCUGGAUAUGGCCUUGGUUUAGCUAAAUCUUCACAGAGACAUCAACGAGCUGUGUCACCUAAACCAAGUAAAGCAAGAAAAGACAAACAGAUAAGCAGAAAGGAAGAAGCAGUGAGCGAGUGGCCAGAGGAAAACACAACUGUACAAGCUGCACAGCCUCUAAACAUGAGUGAAUCUGACAUGACCACACAAGAACCCCAACAACAAGAUCCAGAAGAGCAACAACACAGAACUGACUCUCCUCCACCCAAAGAUGAGGCAUUUGAGGAUUUCAAAGCAGAACGGGGAAGUGAGAUUAACCGCAUACUAAAGGAGAACAAAGCUGUGCUGUUGGACCGCAUGUCCCAAUUACGCACCCUCACUGAUGUCAUCAGUGUGACUAAACAGGAUCUUGACAACAUUACAUAUGAGCUACGACAGUUCAGAGAGCGAAGACAAAGCCAGGGUCAGUUUGUGAGUGCGGAGGGGGAGCCUGUGCUGGAGGAGGCUGAACUGUCUCUAGUGCUGCAGCUAAAAGAGCUGAAGAACCGUUAUAGACAAGCCUAUGAGGACUUCAGAUGCACAAAGGCAGAAGUCAGCUACUGUCAGCACCUGGUGAAUCAGUGCCGCACACGACUGCUAACAGAGUUUGAAAGCUGGUACAGUGAGUCUUUCCUGUUGCCGGAUGAAGUGCUGUCAGUCUUCGAGACAGGACCAAUUAGGCCAGGUCACAUAACUGUGGACAAAGCAUUAACUCUGAUGGAGGAUGAUGAAGAGCACUGCGAUAAUCCCCGUCAGAAGCUGCAUGCAGACGGUUCCAGUGCGGUGUCAUUUUAUAAUGCCUACAACAGGACUCUACAGAGGAGGGGAAGCAGACAGGUGUCUCAGAGUCCAGACUCAGUGAGGGGAAGCAGGAGUAAGAUAAAACCUCCUAUUCUCUCAGUCAUCUGAUGAAGGCGUCUGUGUGCUCAGUCUCACUCUCCAGAGUACUUUACACUUUCUGAAGCAUUUCCAUGGAUGUUUGCCAUUGGUAGAACAUAUGAAAACACCUGCUAUCUGAAAGCUGCUUGUGCUGUAUAAUGUGCUAAUCUGUCCCUCAAGUCGCAAUCAAUAUUGUUCAAACACAAUCUGUCUAUAAAUCGUUUGGAUAAUUUUUCAGGUUGAAUGUGUACUGCAUAAUUGACUACAUUUAUGUACUUGUUAGACUUGUUUUUCAAACAUCAAAUCUACACUUGGCAGUAUAUUUUCCACUUUAAGAAAACAGCAGUUUGUGCUAAUCAGAGGCAAAAACAACCUCAGUACAUCAGGUUGUUAAAUGAAAAGUAAACUUUAUUAUUCCUGAACCACAAAA